Messenger RNA from Acanthoscelides obtectus, 228 nucleotides. The record is from the annotation of a GenBank genome assembly. Lineage: Eukaryota; Metazoa; Arthropoda; Insecta; Coleoptera; Chrysomelidae.
AUUGGAUACCAACGACGUUCUAGCAAAAGGUGGCGAAUGGAAACUUGGAAUCGACGAAGAACCUUUACCUUUCCAAAUCGUCAAAGUUGGAGCUAUCAUACGACACCCCGAGUACAAGCCUGGCUCUUAUCACAACGACGUCGCAAUUUUGGUCUUGAGAGAAAAACUGCGAUUCACCACGAAUAUAGGGCCUUUGUGUCUGUCGCAGACCACGGAAAUAUCGCCUAA